Messenger RNA from Stomoxys calcitrans (stable fly), 828 nucleotides. Its product is annotated as antigen 5 like allergen Cul n 1. Lineage: Eukaryota; Metazoa; Arthropoda; Insecta; Diptera; Muscidae. The coding region runs from base 40 to 792 and encodes 250 amino acids. The record is from RefSeq and is a predicted model, not a curated record. The transcript has 3 exons.
UUCCAUCUCCACCAAAGACAAAGAGUAGCACACUUCAAAAUGUAUCCCAUAGCAGUUUCAAUGUGCUUCAUGGCCAUUUUGGGCAUGGCAGUGGCCACCGAUUAUUGUUCCUCAUCACUGUGUGGAGGCAGUACCCACAUUGCGUGUGGCAAUAAUGGGCAAUUUGCUUCCUCAUGUCCUUCAAAUGCAGCUCUGGUCGACAUCAACCCUUAUAAAUCCUACAUUCUUGAUUACCACAAUGAAAAACGUAAUUUGAUAGCUGGAGGCACGGUGGCAAAUCAUGAUGCUGCCUGUCGCAUGGCCACCACACAAUGGGAUGAUGAGUUAGCCAAACUGGCCGCCUUGAAUGUUCGCCAAUGCAAAAUGGCCCAUGACAAAUGCCGCAACACCGAUACCUUCCAUUAUGCUGGACAGAAUUUGGCCUACAGAACUUAUUCGGGUUCGCCAAAAUAUGAGGAAUUGCUGAAAAUCACCAUGGACAUGUGGUAUGACGAAGUGUCGUUAAGUAACAUGGGUUAUAUUAAUUCCUAUCCCUCAGCAGGAGUUGGCAUUGGCCAUUUCACUGUUAUGGUUAAUGAAAAGAAUAUACGUGUGGGCUGUGCUGCUGCCACCUACGGCACCUCCAAGCAAACCUUCUUGAUAGCCUGCAACUAUGCCAGAACCAAUGUGGCCACUUUGCCCACCUACACCAGCUGCGGCACUCCCGGAUCCUCUUGUGCAAGUGGUAAAAAUUCCAAAUAUCCCAACUUAUGCUCAGAAUCCGAAUCCUAUGAUCCCAAUAACUUGUCCUAAGGAUUAUGGACUUUAACGUUUUUUUUAAGUUUAAUU